Molecule: messenger RNA, 3291 nt
Organism: Rangifer tarandus platyrhynchus (Svalbard reindeer)
Lineage: Eukaryota; Metazoa; Chordata; Mammalia; Artiodactyla; Cervidae
Source: the annotation of a GenBank genome assembly
AUGGCCGAGGGCGCAGCCAGCAGGGAGGGUUCAGCGCCGCCUGACGCGGCCGGGAGCGAAGACGACCCCCGAGUGGGCCCGGAUGCCAUCUCCGGGGACUGCGUGGCGGCGGCCCCUGGGGGCCGGUGGAGGGACCGUCGCAGUGGGGUCACGCUGCCCGGAGCUGCGGGGCCCCCGGCCGACAGCGAGGCCGCCCUCCUGGAGGCUGCGCGGGCGACCCCUCGGCGCAGCAGCAUCAUCAAGGAUCCUGCAAACCAGAAAUGUGGUGGAAGAAAAAAAACCGUGUCUUUCAGCAGCAUGCCGUCGGAAAAGAAAAUCAGCAGCGCGAGCGACUGCAUCAGCUUCAUGCAGGCGGGCUGUGAGCUGAAGAAAGUUCGGCCGAAUUCUCGCAUUUACAACCGGUUCUUCACUCUGGACACAGACCUGCAGGCUCUUCGCUGGGAACCUUCCAAGAAAGACCUCGAGAAAGCUAAGCUUGAUAUUUCUGCCAUAAAAGAGAUCCGACUGGGCAAGAACACGGAAACAUUUAGAAACAAUGGCCUCGCUGACCAGAUUUGUGAGGAUUGUGCCUUUUCCAUACUCCACGGGGAAAACUACGAGUCUCUGGACUUGGUGGCCAAUUCAGCGGACGUAGCAAACAUCUGGGUGUCAGGGUUGCGGUAUCUGGUUUCUCGAAGUAAGCAACCCCUCGAUUUUAUAGAGGGCAACCAGAACACACCAAGGUUCAUGUGGUUGAAGACAGUGUUUGAAGCAGCAGAUGUUGAUGGGAAUGGGAUUAUGUUGGAAGACACCUCUGUAGAGUUAAUAAAACAACUCAACCCUACCCUGAAGGAGUCUAAGAUUAGGCUCAAGUUUAAAGAAAUCCAGAAGAGCAAAGAAAAACUGACAACUCGAGUGACAGAAGAGGAGUUCUGCGAAGCUUUUUGUGAACUUUGCACCAGGCCGGAAGUGUAUUUCUUACUUGUGCAGAUAUCAAAAAACAAAGAAUAUUUGGACGCCAAUGAUCUCAUGCUUUUUUUGGAAGCUGAGCAAGGAGUCACCCAUAUCACUGAGGACAUAUGCUUAGACAUUAUUCGGAGAUACGAACUUUCCGAAGAAGGACGUCAGAAAGGGUUUCUUGCAAUUGACGGCUUUACCCAGUAUUUGUUGUCACCAGAAUGUAACAUUUUUGAUCCUGAACAGAAUAAGGUUGCCCAAGACAUGACCCAGCCUUUAUCUCACUAUUACAUCAAUGCCUCUCACAACACCUAUCUCAUUGAAGACCAGUACAGGGGGCCAGCUGAUAUUAACGGGUAUGUUAGAGCUUUGAAAAUGGGCUGUCGCAGCAUUGAGCUUGAUGUAAAUGAUGGCUCAGACAACGAACCGAUCCUUUGUAACCGAAACAACACGACAACACACCUUUCCUUUCGAAGUGUCAUAGAGGUGAUAAAUAAAUUUGCCUUCGUGGCUUCUGAAUACCCACUCAUUCUUUGCUUGGGGAAUCACUGCUCCCUACCACAGCAGAAGGUAAUGGUCCAACAGAUGAAAAAGGUCUUUGGCAGUAAACUCUAUACUGAAGCACCUUUGCUGUCAGAAUCCUACCUCCCGUCACCAGAAAAAUUAAAAAGAAGGAUCAUUGUGAAAGGAAAGAAAUUGCCUUCUGAUACAGAUGUUUUAGAAGGAGAAGUUACAGAUGAAGAUGAAGAAGCCGAAAUGUCUCGAAGGAUGUCAGUAGACUACAAUGGUGAGCAGAAACAGAUCUUACUGUGUAGGGAGCUCUCUGACUUGGUAUCUAUCUGUAAAUCUGUUCAGUAUAGGGAUUUUGAAUUAUCUAUGAAAAGCCAAAACUAUUGGGAAAUUUGUUCAUUUAGUGAAACAGAGGCCAGCCGAAUUGCAAAUGAAUACCCAGAGGAUUUUGUAAAUUAUAAUAAGAAGUUCUUAUCACGAAUCUAUCCAAGCGCCAUGAGAAUUGAUUCCAGUAACUUGAAUCCACAGGACUUUUGGAAUUGUGGCUGUCAGAUCGUGGCAAUGAAUUUCCAGACUCCAGGUCCAAUGAUGGACCUCCACACAGGCUGGUUUCUUCAGAAUGGAGGCUGUGGCUAUGUUCUAAGGCCGUCUAUCAUGCGAGAUGAAGUUUCUUACUUCAGUGCAAACACAAAGGGCAUUGUACCUGGGGUGUCUCCUCUAGUGCUUCAUAUUAAGAUUAUCAGUGGUCAGAACUUCCCAAAGCCCAAGGGAGCGUGUGCCAAAGGGGAUGUCAUAGAUCCCUAUGUGUGUAUAGAGAUACAUGGAAUUCCAGCGGACUGUUCAGAACAAAGAACUAAAACUGUCCAACAAAACAGUGAUAACCCUAUUUUCGAUGAGACGUUUGAGUUUCAAGUGAACCUGCCUGAACUGGCCAUGAUCCGUUUUGUGGUUCUGGAUGAUGAUUACAUUGGGGAUGAGUUUAUAGGGCAGUACACAAUACCGUUUGAGUGCUUGCAGCCUGGGUAUCGGCAUGUUCCGCUCCGCUCCUUUGUGGGUGACGUCAUGGAGCAUGUGACUCUUUUUGUCCACAUAGCAAUAACUAAUAGAAGUGGAGGAGGAAAGCCACAGAAGCGCAGCCUUUCAGUGAGGAUGGGGAAGAAGGUUCGGGAGUGUACCAUGCUCAGGAAUGUUGGUCUUAAAACCAUAGAUGACAUCUUUAAGAUAGCAGCUCAUCCCUUACGAGAAGCCGUAGAUAUGAGAGAAAAUAUGCAGAAUGCCAUAGUGUCUGUUAAGGAAUUGUGUGGACUUCCGCCAAUUGCCAGUCUGAAGCAGUGCCUGUUGACCCUGUCCUCUCGGCUCAUCACCAGUGAUAAUACUCCCUCCGUCUCUCUUGUGAUGAAAGACAGCUUUCCUUAUCUGGAGCCUCUGGGGGCAAUCCCAGAUAUGCAGAAAAAGAUGCUAGCUGCUUAUGAUCUGAUGAUCCAAGAGAGCCGAUAUCUCAUAGAAAUGGCAGACACAGUCCAGGAAAAGAUUGUGCAGUGUCAAAAAGCAGGCAUGGAGUUCCAUGAGGAGCUUCAUAAUCUGGGGGCAAAAGAAGGCUUGAAAGGAAGAAAACUCAACAAAGCAACUGAGAGCUUUGCUUGGAACAUUACAGUAUUGAAGGGCCAGGGAGACCUGUUGAAGAAUGCCAAGAAUGAAGCCAUAGAAAACAUGAAGCAGAUCCAGCUGGCGUGCUUGUCUUGUGGCCUCAGUAAAGCCCCCAGCAGUGGUGCCGAGGUGAAAAGUAAGCGCAGCCUGGAGGCCAUAGAGGAGAAGGAGAGCUGUGAGGACAAUGGGAAGCUGUGA